Messenger RNA from Symbiodinium sp. CCMP2456, 4395 nucleotides. NCBI's taxonomy places the organism in Eukaryota, Dinophyceae, Suessiales, Symbiodiniaceae. The record is from the annotation of a GenBank genome assembly.
AUGUCGAAUCCCAUUGGCAUUCGACUUCUGGUAACGCUGCUGGCGACCGUAGUCCAGACAGCUUCCAGUGCAUCGUUGCUCCAGCCGCUCUCCACCCAGCUGCCGAACAGCACCACCUUCCCGACUGCUCCGGUGCAGCAUCACCUGCCACCAUUUGGCACAGAGAUUUCUGGUCCGAAGGCGACGAACAAGUUCUGGGCGAACUGGGUGGUGGAAGAGGGACGUGGCCUUGCCAUCCACCCCAUGCCCUACGUCUUGCAGUUCGAGUCGCAGCCGGGAGAAGCACCCAACCUCAAGGUCUCACGCAGCCAAUCUCCUCACGUGGCCUAUGGCGAUGCUGAUUCUAACGGCCCUGACAAGAUCCGUUACUAUUUCUCACCGGUUAUCAACGAGUUCGGCCUGGGAGCCCUCGAACACACCGGCAUGGAGGGCCCGGUUGUCGUCAAGGAGGGCCUCUUCGGCAUCCAUGUGGAGCUUCGGGGCCCGGCAGGAACAUCUCGGAAGAUGACCUUUCCCAUCUACAGCGGCAUGGCCUACGUGUCAGCGUUUUACGAGGGCGGCUUCACCCCGAAGAUCACCUCUCAGAGGGCGCUGCUCGGAGUCGAUCCGAUCCAGGAUGGGGUCUGGCGACUGACAAACAAUGGUGGCCGGGAGUUCCGCCUCUAUGCCAUCCUGUCAUCUGGUGAGUUUGCUGAUGGCACCUACCAGUUCAACAGCCAAGGUCUGAUGAACAAGCCUUUCGAGGGAUGGUUGCGUCUCGCUGAAGUUCAGGUACCAAGCGACCCGGAAGUUCUUGACCAGCACGCCGGAGCUGUCCUCUCGGAUUGGGACAUGGACGUGGAGCUGGGCACUUUAACGUAUCAGUUCUCGAAAAGCGGCCUGCAGAAUGUCCCGGUCCUGCACUUUGGCUAUGCCCACCAUGAGAAGAUGCUGGUUGGGGACACUCAAGAGGUGUCCGCCCUGACACCGAUGCGGCCACCAACCAAAGGCAAGAUGUUGGGUGUGGUUGGUGAUUCCUGGGUUAUGGACAUCGAUACCACGGACGUCCUUCAGCUCGGGUUUCUGCCAGUGAACGAACCGGCUGCGGAGCAUGCAGACUUCUUGGCCGAGAAGGCCAUCGGAACCUCGCAAUGGUUCCUGGAUUCCGACAACUGGAAGCUGGCAAUGUUCCGUGGGAGCUUUUAUUUCAGUGGGAAGGGUUUCCAGAAGGUCGCCUAUGUUUGCCUGCUGCUGGAGAAGUUCCACGGAAGCAAUCACGGGGAGACUCAGGCCUGUGCGGAGAUCUUGGCGAAGGGAUUCCGGUGCCUCUACGACCGAAGUCUUCUGGGAUGCGAUGGCGCUCCGAUCGGUGCCUACUACGACGAUUCCUGGGGAGGAGUCGCCAGCCGGGAGGGCUACGGAGAGCUUGGUUGCCGCAACGCCGACUUCGGGAAUGCAUGCUACAAUGACCACCAUUACCAUUUCGCCUAUUACGUUGUCUCUGCUGCCAUCCUCGUGAAGCUCAAGCCGGAGUUCGCGACCAACGUGCCCUUCGUGUCUUUCGUUGAGACGCUGAUCCGGGACACUGCAAACCCAAGCCGAGAUGACCCAUACUUUACCACUUUCCGAGCCUUCGAUUGGUUUGACCUUCACUCUUGGAGCCGCGGAGUCGUUCCGAGCGCGGACGGUAAAGAUCAGGAAUCCACUUCCGAAGAGCUGAACCUGCUGUACGGAAUCAAACUCUGGGGCUCCGUCAUGCAGAAACCUGCCCUGCGAGACCUCGGAGCGACCAUGCUUGCCCUGUGUGCCUUGACUGUGAAGGAGUUCUUCCUUAUGAAGUCAGACAACAUUCACCACCCACCAGACUUUGUCAAGAAUCAUGUUACGGGCAUCUUCUUCCAGAACAAGGUCGACUAUGCCACAUGGUUCGGUUGGCGCUACGAGUACAUCCACGGCAUUCAAAUGCUUCCACUGUCUCCAGCUCUGCUCCUUUCGCGCACGACAGAGUUCUGCACCCAGGAGUGGAAUAAUAUCCUGUCUCAACUUGCCCUGCCGUCGACGGAUCCUUGGACGUCGAUCCUGCUUACGGGUACCUUGGCGUUGGUGGACCCGGCAGAAGCAUAUGCCAGGCUGAUGGACAUCGAUGACUCCUUCAUGGAUGACGGCCUUACCAAGGUUUGGGCAUUGUACUGGGCUGCCACGGCUGCCACUGGCACGUCCCCUGCCACUACGACUACGACUUCGAACCCUUCGGGAACCGCACCCUCGACCACAAUCACGGUGGCAUCCUCCACAUCCUUCCUGUCACCCACCACGACGACAACCACAACAACCACAACAACCACAAGCACAACUACCACGACAACGACAUCUGCGGAGACAUCCACGACCCCAGCCGGCAUCCCGGAAGUCAACCUGGCUUUGGAGAGGCGCACUGAAGCUUCCAGUGAAGCGCCUACUUUCACCUCCAUGUGGGCUGUGGACGGCUUGUUCACCACGCGGUGGAGUCCGGCAGCUGAGGAUGUGGUUCCAUGGAUCGCGGUCGAGCUGGAUGGCAUCUACCAGCUUUCGCAUAUUGUGGUGGUGUGGCAGGAGUUCUACCCAAGCAGCUAUGAGAUCCAAACCAAGGGGAGCGGUAACACCUGGGUGACCUUGGCAUCACAGGUGGGCCGCGCCGGCGCAGUGAAGACCGAACUGCAAGGCUCGGACUCGGUGAGCUGGCUGCGCUUGCUUUGCCACGGCGGUUCGGAGCUUCGCGUCUUCGAGUUCCAGGCCUACGGAACACUGGACACAGAGACGACAACGACUCCAGAGCCGGUUGAGACUGGCACAUCCACUACAACCACCACGCCCUUCGAUGGCCUGAACCUCGCGCAGGGCAAGCCGGUGCUCGCAUCCUCCUUCCGUUCGCCUACAGAGUUUGCUUUCCGUGCAGUUGAUGGCAUGCUUGAGACGCACUGGGCGUCUGCCCUCGCGCCGGAGCAGUGGAUUUGGGUGGACCUGCUGGGGGCCUACGAUCUCACAUCGGUGUUGGUUCUGUGGGGCUCGGACUUCCCAGGCCAAUAUUCCAUUCAAACAGCUCCCAACGGGAUAGACUGGACGACAUGGGCUGUGGAGACGGGCAUGGCAGGCGCCGUCCGGACCACUUUUCCUCAGCAAGUCACAGGCCAGUGGAUUCGAAUCUUCUGCCACUCCGACACAGGUUGCGGCAGCAUCGACGAGCUGCGCAUCUUCGGGACGGACCCCAGCUACCUCUCCACAACGGUCACAACGACGCCUACAGUAGGUGGCACGACGCUUGGCACCGAAACCACCACGAGCACUGGUGCAGCGACCACUGGCUCCCGGCCUGCGGCGGUGAAUUUGGCACUGAACCAGCCGGCCCUUGCCUCGAGUGGAUUGUUUCAAACCCGGGCUGCGGAUGGCUCCCUGACGACCCAGUGGUCAUCGCUGCCCGGAGACCAGAUGCCAUGGCUUUGGGUGGACCUUCGUGGACGCCAUGACGUUUCUGAAGUGCUGAUUUCGUGGGGGUCGGAAUCUCCUGCAGAGUUCCGCCUGGAGGCCGGGUACAGCGCAGCUCACUGGACACCUAUUAUCACGGCAGCAGGGCAGGCCAACAGCGAGGUGCGGGUGGUCUUCAACCCGGUGAACUUGCAGUUUUUGAGGGUCCUUUGUGCCGACCUAGGGUCUUCGACCGGCUGCAGCAUUCGGGAGCUUGAGGUGUACAACUCUGGCCCACCACCGACGACCUCAAGCACCACGCAGAGCUCGAGCGCAGCCUCAACGACUGGAUCCAGCUCCGAGACUUCGGAAGCCGGAACCACAGAUGCUGCGCUGCCCACAACCUCGAACUGGACGGGUCCUCAUUCUGAGAACACCUCCACAUCGACCGUGACCGUCACCACCACGCUUCCUCCCAACAUUGCUUUGAGGAAGCCCAUCCGCGCCUCGUCGCAGCGGUCGCCCACAGAGUACGCGGCGCGUGCGAACGAUGGCGACGAGGGCACGCGCUGGGCUUCUGCGGGAGGCCACACGGAAUGGAUCUUGAUCGACCUGCUGGGCAGCUACGUCUUGGAGGGCGGUGUCAUCCUGUGGGGCGAUGUCGUGCCAGCCAGCUACGGUCUCGAGGUCAGCUCCGAUGGCGUGAACUGGGCACCGGUGUUUGAUGAGAUGACGCCGUCUGCGGACUACCGCAACUACAACAACCUUCCCAGCAUUCUUGGGCAGUGGUUGAAAGUGACAUGCCACAACGAAGGCGCUACCGGAUGCAGCAUGAAGGAGGUGCAGGUGCACGGUAUCCGAGCCGCGGACGUGAGCCUUGCAGAGCUCGAGGAGUUGGCAGAAAGGACGUCCCGUGCAAGCGGGCUCUUCGCUUUGCCCUGCUUGGUUUUCAUGCUCCUGAGGAUGUUGGUCUAG